This is a messenger RNA of Homarus americanus (American lobster), 10490 nucleotides long. RefSeq names its product solute carrier family 12 member 9-like. Gene Ontology annotation, biological process: cell volume homeostasis; chloride ion homeostasis; potassium ion import across plasma membrane. Lineage: Eukaryota; Metazoa; Arthropoda; Malacostraca; Decapoda; Nephropidae. The record is from RefSeq and is a predicted model, not a curated record. Gene Ontology annotation, cellular component: membrane. The transcript is spliced from 19 exons. The coding region runs from base 112 to 3006 and encodes 964 amino acids. Gene Ontology annotation, molecular function: potassium:chloride symporter activity.
CAGUGUCGGUGUGGGCCAGUUGGUGUAGGUGGAGGUGGUCUAUACCGCUAGUGCUGCUUGUAUAUUGGGUUGUGCUUUGUCUAUGCGAUCUCAUACAGAGGAGACAUUACGAUGGCUAACAGUGAAACACCCGUCAAUAGCACUAACGCUGAGUUUGGAGGCGGUGGAGAUGCAGAGGCUGUUGUGGGCGUGAGUAAAAAGGAAAGAGCACCUCUAUUAACACAACGCAGAUUAUUUCGGAGCUUAAGUGGACGGGAUAUUUCCACCAGCAGCUCAGAGAACAAUGACUCUGACCGUACACUUGGUACACUUACAGGAGUGUUUGCUCCUGUGUGUCUGUCACAGUUCAGUGCUCUACUCUUUCUCCGUGUUGGAUUCAUUGUAGGAAAUUUGGGUCUUCUAGCAGCAACUGGCACCCUGACCCUGGCAUAUGGGAUUCUGCUCUUUACGGUUUUGUCAAUUUGUGCCAUUUCUACUAAUGGUGCUGUUGAAGGCGGUGGAGCAUAUUAUAUGAUCAGUAGAACUCUUGGACCAGAGUUUGGUGGGGCAAUAGGAGCACUGUUCUUCUUCGCCAACAUUUUUAGCAGUGCUUUAUACACAACUGGCUGUGUAGAGGGUUUGGUCGACAAUUUUGGUGAAAGUGGUAGAAUUGCGCAAUUCUUACAAGAGGGAAGAUGGUACAGCUUUGCCUAUGGAUCUGCAAUUAACUUCUUCAAUUUAUUGAUUUGCCUCAUCGGUGCUGGACUGUUUGCCAAGUUGACCAUUGUCAUCUUUGCCGUCGUCCUCUUCUGCAUCGGCUCAGUCAUUCUCAGUUUUCCCAUCAAUAAUUUUGAGAUAGAAGUACAAAUUCCAGCUGCCAACCCUCGAGUAAACAGUACCCAUCAGCUGAAUGGUACAUACACAGGAUUUUCACUAAGUACUUUGGAGGACAACUUUUAUCUACCAGAUACAACAUCACGUGACUACACUUCAUGUAGUGGAGAUGACUACGAUACCUGCACCGUGGUCACUUUUGCAAUGACUUUUGGGGUGUUAUUCAGUGGUGUCACUGGCAUUAUGGUGGGAGCUAAUAUGUCAGGAGAACUAAAGGCUCCAGGACGAAGCAUUCCAUGGGGCACACUUAUGUCAGCCCUCUUUACAUACUUGAUAUAUAUACUGAUAUUUAUUUUGACUGCUGCUACGUGUGAACACUUCCUACUGUGCAACAACUACAUAUACAUGAUGGGUAUCAAUAUAUGGAGGCCAUUUGUUAUGAUUGGAGUUGUGACAGCCACAUUAAGUGCCAGUUUGAGCAAUAUCAUUGGAUCUUCAAGAAUUUUAGCAGCACUCGCAAAGGAUAACAUCUAUGGAAAACUAACUUACUACAUUGGGUUAUUGUCGUGUGGCACUAACCCGGUGGGUGCAGUUCUGGUGUCAGCCAUCCUGGUGGAAGGUGUGCUGCUCAUUGGUGGACUCAACAAUAUUGCAAAAUUUACCUCCAUCUUCUUCCUUCUCUCCUAUUUAUCAACCAAUCUGGCAUGCCUUGGGCUGGAGUGGGCCAGUGCUCCAAACUUUAGGCCAACCUUCCGUUACUUUUCAUGGUGGACCGCAAUGUUGGGGAUAAUUGGAAAUGGUGCAAUGAUGUUUGUGAUCAGUCCAUCUGUAGCUGGCAUCUGUGUCAUCAUGUUGUUGAUACUGGUCAUCAUCCUCCACCUACGAUCACCAUCGGAGCAACACCAGUGGGGUUCCAUAUCCCAGGCUCUUAUAUUCCAUCAGGUGCGCAAAUAUUUGCUGCUGUUAGAUUCUCGGAAAGACCAUGUCAAGUUUUGGCGCCCACAGAUGCUUCUUAUGGUGAACAACCCACGAUCAGCUUGCCCCUUGAUUGAUUUCACUAAUGAUCUCAAGAAAUCUGGUCUCUAUGUCUUAGGUCAUGUUAAGAUCGGUAUCUUUGAUGGGCGUUCGACAGACCCGGCAGCUGAGGACUACCCAAAGUGGAUGGCACUUGUGGAUCAUUUGAAGGUAAAGGCAUUUGUGGAGGUGACUGUUGGGCGCACAGUACGAGAAGGUCUGCACCACCUGGUUCGUGUUUCUGGUCUUGGAGCCAUGAAGCCCAAUACAAUUCUUUUGGGUUUCAGAGAUAACGCACCUUCUCAAGAUUUCUUUACGAGGCUGAUCCUGCUGUCACCAGAGUCUGACGUAUACGAGAUUCCAGCAACCUUUUCUUACGGCUCUAUAGAUGCAGAGGCUGGAGUGACACCAGUACAGGGAGAGUCAUCUCCAUUUAAUGUCAGUAACUAUCAAGCUACGUCACCUACAUCUGCAUCACCGUCUAUGCUGGCUCAAGGCUUAUCCUCAAGUUCAGGAAUCACACCAGAAGAAUAUGUUGGAAUGGUUUCUGAUGUCCUCAGUUUAGGCAAGAAUGUGUGCCUUUGUCGUCACUUCCAUCAGAUGGAUAAAGCUGCUAUUUUGAGAAAGGAUAGCCGACAAAAGUUUUUCAUUGAUGUUUGGCCAGUAGAUUUCUUCAACCCCGAUGAUUCCAACAUAUUUGGCACCACCUCUCUCUUUUUGAUGCAGCUGGCAACAAUUUUGAACAUGGUGUCAUCCUGGCGGAAAAGAACUAUGCUACGAGUUUUCCUGUGUGUGUCAUCUGGAGAUGCAGACCCUGAAGCUCAAAGCAAGCAGGUGAAACACAUGUUACAUGAGCUUCGUAUCAAUGCAACCAUUGUCCCAGUACCAUGGGACCAUAUUACUUCUCAUAUUCAACAGAACUUGAGUGAUUCCCAGUCUGAAGCAGAGGCAGAUGCAGACUCCCUCUCACACCUGAAUGAUGAAUACAUCAAUGGUGUCAAUGGACUCAUCUCGGGACAAAGUGUAGACACUGCUGUGACCUUCCUCUACCUCCCUCGUACCCCACAAAAUCCAGCUCAAUAUCCUCGAUACCUGGAGUUACUGACAAACAUUACCAAUGGUUUGAGACCCACAGUCAUGGUGCAUGGAAUCUCUGCUGUCACUACCACAACUCUGUAGCUCCAUCCAAAUAGAAAAAUUGGAGAAGAGUUUGAGCAAAUGAUAUGAAAGCACAGUACAGUAUACACUUGAACAUAUUUGUGAUGAAUAAUGAUAGGUGUAUACCUGGGCACUUGAGAGUAUGACCUCAUGUCAUAGCCAAUUUAUACCAAAUAUCUUUUAUCUGUACAGUAAAUGCUGUUCUUGUUCUCACCAAAGGUUUUAAUCAGUAAACAAGCAAUCAAAUACUAUGUAGUCAUGGACUUCAAAGAUUGUACUAAGUUGAGUGCUUGGAAUAUGUGAUCUUGCCAGUAUGAGGUAGACAUCCAUAAUGGGAAUUAGUUAUGGAAAAGGAUUUGGCUGUAACACCCUCGUUUUUAAUAUAAUUACAGUUUUAUGAUAAGGUUAUUGUUUUAGAUCAGCAGCAUUCUAAAUUUAUAUACAUUAUCAAUCUUUUGUUUGUGUGCAGUGACAUAACAACAGUGCACCUAUUUCUAAAAGCACAGAACAGAAAUAUUGAUUAGAAAACACACUGAUUUAGAAUAAUGUAUUUCUUAUAAGAAAAAAUAAUUUAGCCAUAGUAAACGUCCUACAGUUUAUCAAGAGCAAGUCGCGAGACAUUACUUGGUUAAUAACUCUUGAUCCAUAAUAAUGGAGUACAAAACCACAAUGAAAAUAUUUUUUAUCUGGACUAUCGGAAGUUUUAGUCCCAAGAAAUUUAUAGGAGUGAUUAUACUAUGGUUUUAUUCUAGUGAGACCGACAUUGUUCUUGAUUAGGUACUCCACAUGCAUUUUUUAAAUUAUUAUUGCUUUCUCAUUUACAGGUAUAUGUACCUUAGUCAGAUGUUUACAUGUAAGCUUCAAGAAUAUAUGAUUACCUGAUAGUGUUGCACAAUUUUUAUGAUACAUAAGGGGAUGACCCUCAUACCACUUAGGCUGCAUUUACACCAAAUGAGUCAAGUCAAGACGAGUCAUGACUCGUCUCUACUUGCCAUUGCAGUUCACAUUAAUUUAUAUGUAUUUUUCUAGAAAUCGUUUGCACCGGGAGAGUCGAGUCGAGUCAUGUAUGAGACUAGACCCAUUUUUUCUUCAGUCACCACGCGUUUGUUGUGGUGUGAACAGCAUGGUCCUGUCAUGCCCACCAACUUCUUGAAGUUUUCAGUUGUCAUCCUCAAGAAAUAGUAGAAUUUGUCUGGAUGGUUCACCAAUUCUGGGAAUAAAUGACUAAAGGCACCAAAAUCUGGUCUUUUGGUGUUAAUUUCAUGUAUCACAAUCUGAUCCUCCUCCCCCUACGCCGCCAAACCCACAAUAGAGCAUAUAGUUCAGCGCGAGAAUAUGUGUCCAUACUGCUCGAAAUCAGGCUGGGUACUGACAAUUUAGUGACAAACCUGGCUCGUUUUAACUCUUUCGGUGUGAACGGGAAUGAGUCAAAUGACUCUAAUGAAUCGACUAGACUCGUUUGGUGUAAUUGCAGCCUUACUAACAUGAAGUAUUAUGUUAGUGCACAACAUUUUCUAUUCCAUUACAGUAGUAAAUCUAUUCACCUAUUUAUGGGAUGACAUUAUUUUACCUAAUAAUUUAGGACAGUGUUAUACUGUACUAUGGUUAAUUUAUUAUUGUUAAAUAUGUUAUGAUUUUAUUAUUAUAUGCUAAUAUUCUUCAGAGAAUAUCUGUGAAUUUUUUUUACUAGACUUCAAGUUUUGCCUAUGCAUCACUGAGAUAGAAUAUACAAAACUAAGAAUUCCUAAUAACCUAAAGUAGCCAAAUUGUAGCCAAUAUCUUUUUUGUCUUGCCAUGUCAUCAUGAAGAUUUAGUGACACGUACAAUAGAAGCACACAUCAUUGUACAACUCAAUUCAAGAGGCUAUUUAGAGGUUGUGAGGGUGACCCUGUCACUUAUUUUGGAGACAACACUUGGACUGACAUCAUGUAUUUUUUUAGAAAUACAGUGUCACACUUUUUAAGAAAAGGUGAUAAAAGAAAUUUGAUCCCAGCAAUCUUUUAAUUGGAAUUUUUGUUGAUUUCAGAUGUUUUCCAUCUUUUAGAUGGUACUGUAAACUUAUUUUUAAAAUUAUUUUGCCACUUUGUAUUAUGUGCCAUUAGCAGGUCAGUAAGUUAUGUUAUAAAAUACACAGUAUAUAUAUUCAGAAAUUAAUUUGGUUACUCUCAUACUUUUGCUUGAAUAUCAAAGUUUAAUUGUGUUUAUUUUGCCUUUUGUUAAAUUCGGCAAAAAUUACUAGAUUUUUACUAUCUUUGAAUUGGUAUUAACCAAAGAAAUAAUUAUGCAUUAUUAUUAAGGCAGUUAUAAAUCAUCAGUGAUAUAAUUUCUUCCAUUAUUAUUACAGUUUUAAUUGUUGCUGUUUAUAUUAAGAAAUAUGGUCUCAUGUAAAGAGCUUAACAUAUUGAUAUAAUAGAGGAUCUAUUUAUUAUAAUACUGUACAUGGACAUAUAUAUUAUAUAUGUGUGUGUCAUCACUAUUGUAUAUUCAAUGGACUUUUUCAGGUUCUGUGUAGCUAUGUAAUACUCACCUUAUUCCCAGGUGAAUGAAAUGAAACCGGUACAUCAAGGCUCACAUGACACUACACUGAUACAUACUACAGUCUCCUUAACCCUCAAUUUAUGCUAAGAUAAAAAGUGAAUGUGCCUCCAUAUACAGUAAUUUUAUUAUCUGAUAACCAUUCACUUGUGCAUUACUAAGUUGAGUUUUCUGUGAGACUGUCUUCACAUACACAACCUUCAUCCACAUUUCUUACUCGUACUUCAUUUGUUCACAAAAUAUUUAUUGAUGCUGUGAGUGUUUGUUUUGUACACAGCAUUCUUCUGGACUAAUCAUUUAUUUAUUAAAGCUGUGUUUUCCAAGCAUUAAGUAGCACCACCACCCAAACUCAGCUAAGUUUCUGUUGUGACCUGCCUCCUUCACAUUAUUAUAAUUUUUGUAAGUGGUAACAGCAUAAUUAACAUUUUCUGUACAUGUUUUGAAUAUGUUUGUAGUAUUAACAAAGAAACAAAACUAUUUUUUAUUUAAAAAAAUGUGAAAGUAAGCACCUACUUUUUUUAGUGUGAUGCGUGAGCUUACUUUUCAGCUGUUAUUUUUCUGUGUGCUUGAGGACAGUACUGUAUUUUGUUUUCAUGGCAACAACAAUAACAAAAUCCAGUUUCUCAAAAGUAUGAUGUCACAAAAGGUAAAAGAAUGUUCUUGGCUUUGUCUGACAAGAUGCGAUACUUUGUACUCCUUUUUGACAUAAAGCCAAAACCUGGAGAUUUUCCUAAUCAAAUGCCUGUUACAGUAUAACACUCCAUCAGUUGAUAGGUCUGUGAGAUGUUCAUAUUCAAAAGUUAUUAACAAAUAGACUUCUAAUCUAUUCAUGUUUUUAAAAAUAUAUUCCCAUGAAAUUAAUUGAAAACUACUUCUGUAAAGUGUUCAGCUGUUUGAUAAAUCAUUCACUGUUGUCUUCCAUUUCAUUGCUAUAAAGAUAUCUUUCUGAUGAAGGGAACAUGUCAAAAACAUUAUUUUAUAAAAAAAAAAAUUCCAUAAUUGUUGCUGACAAAAAAUACUUUUACUUGUCAUGUUUGAAAAACUUGCAUUUGCCUAUUCAAAUUGCUCAGUUUUCUAAAACAUCUACCAAACUAUUUUUAGGCUCCAGUUUAAAGGCCUGUGCCCCCUCAGCCAUCAGUAUGGUAUGUGCCCCACAAUUUGGAAAACACUACAUAUGAUGGCUCUCAGCUAUUUUACACUUACAACAGGUAAGUUAUGCUCUUUAGAAAUGUACUAUAUGUGGCAUAGACCUUAGACCAAUUGAUGUCAAUUUAGUCUUAUAUUUGCACAAGUAGAUAUUACAGUCAUUCUCUAGUAAGUAUCAUUAAGGCAUCCAGAAAUUACAACAGCAAAUAUGAUUUUUAUUACAAUAUAAAAGGCCAUAAAGUAUCCAUAACUGACUAUAAUUACUUGGAGGCAUCAGCAGACAGUGAAAAUUGUACUUUUGAAAAUAUUAAUGCUGUUAAAGUAAUCUGAAUACAGUAAUUGAGUUGAGGCCAAAAAUAAUCCAAAAAUUUUAUGUCAGAACACUCAGUGUUUGGCAGUCUUGGAGAGUUAUUACUUCAAGCUCAGGAGGAAAAAGCUUUUUGAACUCUGGCGAAAAGUCAACAAAGCAUAUUUCAAAUUUGGUUACUAUUUGUAUCAUCUCAAGGCAAAGUUGACCUUCCUCACUUGUAGACUGAUCUUGGAAAAUAAAGAUUAUAUAUAUAGUAUAAAUGCUGAUCUAUCAAUACAGUGUAAAAUUACCAUUUAAUUCUUUGGACUGUUAGUCCAUUCUUUUAUAUGAGUUUGUAAGAACCCCCACUGCAAAUUAAUGUCAAAUGCAAACCCUUGAGUGGUAGAAUUUGAAAAUGCUGUACAAAUUAAAGAAUCUAAACUUUUGUGUAACCUCAGAGAAAAAAGGGAGAGAGUGGCCAGCUUUUUGCAAAUAUUGCAUAAAUACAUGUACCCUGCUUUACUUCAGUUCAAAUUUGUAUCUGGUGGGUUGAAGCUAAGAACAUUACAGUAUCUUUAAAUUCUGUUCAUGCUAUGUUAUGGUCAAUUAAUUCAACCUAAGUCAUGCCCAGAUUUAUUUAUUUAUUUAUUUAUUUAUGUAUUUAUUUUUUUUUUUACACAACCCCAAAGAACCCCAAAAAUCAUGUGGGAACAGUGAAAAUCACACCUGUAGGUUCCUUACCUGGUUUAAAGGUCCAAAACACUCAGGCAUUGCCUUGCAUGCAGUGUCAUUCAGAGGUGCCAGCAUGUUGCUACCAUUUACUCUUCCUUAUAUUAUUUACUUGUCAAUGUAACUAUAUAAUUUGUUCUAUAUACAUACACUAUGUACAUUGGAGGCACAAAGUUGCAUGUCAGAUUGCAUCCUGAAAAUUUUCACUGGGAUGACAUGAAUUACGUCAAUGACCAUUAUGAGGUUAAGUACUGAUAAAUCUAAUUGAUGACCCCUACAGUAGUAAAGAUUUAUCAGAACCCUUUAAAUAAAAUCAGAAUAUUGUACAGUACAAGAGUUUUGUUUACAAUAAGUUGAAGCCUAAGAAUUCACAAGACUGAUAUUUAUAUUAUAAGUUUAUAUACCCUGUAUAACAUCCCCAACUCCUUUUCCUGUUUCAAAUUGUGAAAUGAAUGAUAUUACACAACUUGUUGACCCCUCAUACCCUUAUUUUGAACAGGCAGUUCAUAGUACAGUAGAAUAAAAAGCUAAGACAAUCUAUGUGAAAAUGUAUCAUUGUUUUUCUUAAUAUGGGCAGUACAGUCAUAUAAGAAAAAUUAUUUUUCUUAAAUUCAGUGCAAAAGCUUGUCAGGAUGAAAGUUUUAUAACCGAAGCUAUGGUGAAUUUACCCUUUCUUAAUUGAAGGUUUAGUGGCAUAUGUAUAUUAAAUUUGUGGUACAGUAUCUCAAAAACAUAUCUGCAAUGAUGGGUCCGAAAUGCUACUUGCAGCUCAUGAUACUCGGCUGUGUGGCAUGCUGAUCCUACAUAUUACCUUAUUUAUGUUAAACUAUAUACUGUACCAAAUUAAAUGCUUGUUCCAAUAUCUAUCGUCCAUGGUCUCAUAAUGUUUCACACAGUAUGUGGACAGAUACUUUUUUGAGAUACCAGUACUGUACAUGAAAAAUGUUGAAAUAUGGUUGCUUAGGUUUCAUGACUAUGAAAUGGAUUCAUUAUUAAUAUAGUAAUAACUCUGUUAGCCGGAAUCCCUCUUAACUGGAACUCUCUGAUAGCUGGAAUUGAAAUUUUCAUAGAAAAUCGUUCCCAAAGCCAGAAUUUUCCGGAAAAUUCCAUCUUUGGGAAAAAUUGUACGAGGGGCAUAUUUUCUGGAAAAUUCUGAUAAAAUUUUCCAAGUACCUAGAUAAUUUUAGGGAUAGGGAGUUUUUUCUUGGGUUUGAGAGAUAAAAAUCGGGCGUGUUUUCCAGAAAUUCUGAGAUAAUAUUUCCGGUACACGGAAAAUUCCAGGGAUGGGGGAUAUUUUUGUGGGUUCAAGAGACGAUGUUAUGUGCAAUUUUGGGAACUUUCGAGAAAAUGUUUCCGUUACCCAGAAAAUUCCGGAGACGAGGGAUUUUUUCCGGUUUUGAGAGAGUCGUCUCCUUACCUGGAAAUCUUUCAUUCCUGGAAGUGCUCUGCACCAAUUGUUCUGGCAACCAAAGAUAUCACUUUAAGUAGGUUUUCCAAUGUUUGUAUUUCUAGCCUACAAAGUGAGAUGUAAUAUUCCCAUAUACAAGUAUUUUAUUUGUAAAGGUGUUCAUCUAUCCAUCCAUGAUGAACAUGAUUUUUGUGUCCCAUUGCAUAUACUGUGGACAUACUGCUUUGCACCCAUCUGUCUCUACUUCUAUCCCAAUCAAGUUUGUUUGCAGGAUUACAUGAAAAAUUAUUCAACUUUUAGAAUUGAUUUAGGUUUCUCGAUAUGCAAUGAUGCAUUCUUGAAUAACAUAAUGAUGUUUUCAAAUUGCUAGAUUCGAUUUCCUAAACACAGUUCUAGUUUAUUGGUCCUGAUCACAUGUGCAGCAGGAUUCAGCCAAAAGCAUUCAGUGUAGAGCAAUUAUACUCUUGUGUGUGUGCGUGCGCUCUAGUACAGUACAGUAUAGGCAAUGACCGUUAUAGGAUAAAUCUUUAUAGUGUACACUCGAUUAGUUUUAUGAUGGUUGCCACUGCUAUGAAAAAGUGAUGUGGAAUAACUCACAAUAUUCUGAGAUAUGAUGACACAAUCUUGGAAUGGAAUAACACAUGCGACCCAAGUGUGAUGCGUGGGAGGUUCUGUCCGUCCCGUGACUGCCAGGCUAAGCAGUUGAACUGUGUCACAUCGCCCAGAGAAUGGUUUGCGUGUGGAAGAAACUGUUAUGUGUACAUAAAUUAAUACACUAUACCUGUAUACAGUUCUGUACCAGAAAAAUGUGAGGAAUAAAUAUUAAUAUUAAUAAUAAUAAUUAAAAUAAAACAAAAAAUACUGCACUCUCAUAUUAGCAAUCUUGUAACUAUGCACAGGACAGCAGAGCCAUAGGGGAAUACCACUCCCUCCCUCCCAUUUUUGUUUUAGCCCUCACACAUAAUAGAUGUUUAGUCCCUUUAUGUUUUAGACCUUAUUUUGAUUAUUAUUUACUUAUUUUGCACAUUAUUUAUGAACGUUUGUGUGUGCGUGUACUUGAGUAAAAAUAAUAAUAAUAAAAUUACGAUAUCUACCUGAAAAUACAGGUUGAAAAAUAAUAACGCAGUGAGCAGAUUGGCUGGAGGCAGAGAUAUCGACAUUGCAUACCCUCCCGGGGACUUAAGAAAUUUUUAUUCCUUAUGUUUUUUAGCUUAUGAUAAUUUUUUCACAUUCUGUAUGAAUGAUUGUGUGUGCAUGUAACAAAGUUAAAAAAAAAUGAAGAAAAAUGCAGAAUUCAACUCAAAAUUACUUGUACUGAAAGCUGGGGGGUCACAACUUACCACUGUACACAUACAUAUCAUGUAAGGUAAAUGAAAAUAAAUUUUUAUUUUCCUUAAA